AUGGAUGAUCAGAGAUAUCUCUACAUCUCUGACUACAAGAAACAUGAAGUAAGACGAUGUCAAAUAGGACAUAAGAAUGGAGCAGUCGUGGCUGGUGGCAACAGACAAGGUGCUGGUCUCAAUCAACUGAGGUUUCCGACCUACAUCUUUGUCGAUCAACAACAGACUGUCUACGCGUCAGACAGCUUGAAUAAUCGUGUGAUAAAAUGGAAUAAAGGUGCAAAAAAAGGAAUUGUCGUCGCUGGAGGUCACGGCUAUGGUAAUGCUCUGACACAAUUGUAUUAUCCUAAAGGACUGUUCGUCGAUAUGUUGGGUACCAUCUAUGUAGCAGACUUGGUGAAUCAUCGAGUGAUGCGUUGGCAUAAAGGAGCGAAACAAGGCACUGUCAUUAUGGGUGGAAAUGGUGAAGGAGAAGAAGCAAAUCAGUUCAAAUAUCCCUGGGAUUUGUCCUUCUGUCGACAAGGCAGUCUCUAUAUCGUCGGCCAAUGGAAUCAUGGUGUUCAACGCUUUUCAAUCGAAUGA
Molecule: messenger RNA, 522 nt
Organism: Rotaria sp. Silwood2
Lineage: Eukaryota; Metazoa; Rotifera; Eurotatoria; Philodinida; Philodinidae
Source: the annotation of a GenBank genome assembly